Messenger RNA from Gastrolobium bilobum, 2047 nucleotides. Its product is annotated as isoprene synthase, chloroplastic-like. The transcript has 6 exons. Gene Ontology annotation, molecular function: terpene synthase activity; magnesium ion binding. Gene Ontology annotation, biological process: diterpenoid biosynthetic process. The coding region runs from base 66 to 1865 and encodes 599 amino acids. The record is from RefSeq and is a predicted model, not a curated record. NCBI's taxonomy places the organism in Eukaryota, Viridiplantae, Streptophyta, Magnoliopsida, Fabales, Fabaceae.
UACAUGCAUUGCAAUUUCAGAAAGGAGAACAAGUGUAUUUGGAGAUCAUAUAUCAUCGUAAGAUCAUGGCAAGUGACCUUUUAUGCUUGUCUUGCCAAUUCUCGUCUACCACAGUACCAACACUAAAUACUAGACUCCCACUCCCACUCCCACAAAGUAGGAACUGCACGCAAAUAACAUCUCUUGCAAAUCCCAAACCUUUGCGGUUCAUUUGUGCAGUGAGCUCAUCACAGGAUACCCAAAUAACAGAAAAUAAUAGACGUUCAGCCAAUUACCAGCCAAACCUCUGGAAUUUAGAAUUUCUCAAGUCCCUGGAGACUGGCCUCGAGGUGGAAGCACUGCAAGAGAGUACAACAAAGCUGGAGGAGGAGGUGCGGCGCAUGAUAAACAGUGUACCCAUGGAGACACUAAACUUACUCGAACUCAUUGACAAUGUUCAGCGCCUGGGAUUGACCUACAAGUUUGAGAAUGACAUAAACAAAGCCCUCGAGAGCAUUGUUUCAAGGGAUGAGAGAGAGAAAAGUGGCCUGCAUGCUACUGCUCUCCGCUUCCGCUUUCUUAGACAACAUGGCUUUGAGGUCUCCCAAGAUGUGUUUGAGAGUUUUAGGGACAAGGAGGGAAGCUUUAGGGAUGAAAUUAAAGGUGAUGCGCAGGGGUUGCUGAGUCUAUAUGAAGCGUCAUACUUUGCCUUUGAGGGAGAAAAUAUCUUGGAUGAGGCAAGGGCAUUCUCAAUGACACAUCUAAAGAACUUAAAAGAAGGAAUACCCACGAAACUGGCAGAAAAAAUCAGUCAUGCACUGGAACUUCCCUACCAUCGAAGAUUGCACAGACUAGAAGCACGAUGGUUCAUCGAAAAAUUUGAAGUAAAGGAACCCCACGAUGGUUUAGUACUCGAGCUCGCAAAGUUGGAUUUCAACAGGGUGCAAUCAUUUUUGAAGAAAGAACUGCAAGAACUGUCAAGGUGGUGGAGGGAAAUUGGGCUGACAAGCAAGCUGGACUUUGUUAGAGACAGAUUAGUGGAGGUGUACUUUUGGGCUCUGGGAAUGGCCCCCGAUCCUGAAUUGGCUGAAUGCCGGAAAGCCGUGACUAAAAUGUUUGGACUGGUCACCAUCAUCGAUGAUGUAUAUGAUGUGUACGGUACCUUGGACGAGCUACAACUCUUCACGGAUGCCGUUGAGAGAUGGGACGUGAAUGCGGUAGAUACACUUCCGGACUACAUGAAGUUGUGCUACUUAGCCCUCUAUAAUACUGUUAAUGAAACGGCUUAUAACAUCCUUAAAGAAAAAGGAGAUCACAGCCUUCCCUAUCUAGCCAAAUCUUGGCGUGACUUGUGCAAAGCAUUCCUGCAAGAAGCAAAAUGGUCCAACAACAAAAUAAUUCCGGCAUUCGACAAGUACCUAGAAAAUGCAUCGGUUUCAUCGUCCGGAGUGGCUUUACUUGCUCCUUCGCUGUUCUCAGUUAGCCCAAACAUAACGAAGGAAGCUAUUGAUUCCUUAACUAAUUUCCAUGGGCUGGUGCGGUCGUCAUGCGCCAUUUUCAGACUCUGCAAUGAUCUGGCCACCUCGGCGGCUGAACUAGAGAGGGGCGAAACCACAAAUUCAAUAACGUCCUACAUGCAUGAGAAUGGGACCAGUGAGGAAGGAGCACGGCAGGAAUUGAGAAAGCUGAUUGACGGAGAGUGGAAGAAGAUGAACAGAGAGCGAGUCAUGGAUCGUACAUUCCCAAAAGCAUUUAUAGAGACAGCUAUUAACAUGGCCAGGGUUUCCCAUUGCAUCUACCAAUAUGGAGAUGGACUCGGAAGGCCCGACAACACAGAAGAGAGCAGAAUCACCUUGUUGCUCAUUGACCCCAUUCCAAUUAAUUAAUUAGUUCCUUAAUGUAACAGUACAGUACAAUACUAGUAUUUGUAUUCGUAUCGUUUGUGUUUUUGUACACCUCUUGGUUAACCCUGUACAUGGUUCAUCGUCCAAUCAUUUUAAUAACCCACUUGGUUGGGUAAUUAAGUAUAAAAUAAUAAUAAUAAUAAUUGUUUAGAUAUAUAGUUCCA